Messenger RNA from Knipowitschia caucasica, 4047 nucleotides. Lineage: Eukaryota; Metazoa; Chordata; Actinopteri; Gobiiformes; Gobiidae. The record is from the annotation of a GenBank genome assembly.
AUGCCCACCAUCCUGCUCCUCCUGGGGGCUCUGCUGCUCCCCUCGCUCCGAGCAGCAUGUCCAGAUAUGCAGCCUGGACUACAAACAUGGCUGCCAGGGCACAGCGAGCACCACCGCGUCACCAUUGGGCGCGGCCAGAAGGUCCUGCUCCGGGCCUCAGCCACCGUCCACUCCCUGGAGAUCCAGUCUGGAGGGAUGCUGGUGAUCGCAGACUCUCACCGGCCGCUGCUGCUGAGGACCAGACACAUCCUGAUCGGGGACGGAGGCCAGAUGCACGUGGGCAGCACUGACUGUCCUUAUAGAGGAAACCUGACCAUCUCCCUCUAUGGAAGAUCUGAUGACCCAGACGCGGAGCACAGUUACUUUGGUCAGAAGUACAUCGGCGUGGGGACGGGGGCCACGCUGGAGAUCCAUGGGGCCCCCAAACUCUCCUGGACCUUCCUGAACAAGACCCUGGUGCCGGGUCAGAGCAGCAGCAACCAGACCUACUCCUUCCAGAGGGGCUGGGGCCACAGGGGCCUCAUCGUGCACCUGCUGAGCCCCCGCAGCGGACAGGUCCUCCGGGACGACAGGUUUGACACGUACCGCAGUCGGAACGAGAGUGCUCGUCUGGCUCGCUUCCUGGACGCCGUGGAGCCAGGGACCAUUGUGGUGAUGGUGGUGAACGACGAGGCCUCCAACAACCUGGAGGACGCCGCCAAGAGCCACCUGAGCCAGCUGGGGAGCCGGCACAUCCGCACGCUAGGGUUCAGACACCCCUGGGCCCUGAUCGCUGUGAAGGGAGAUCCGUCAUCAGCCGUAGAGGACCACUCUGUCUAUCAAGGGACCAAGGCGUCAAGCGAGGCCCACGUCUCUCACACGUUCCACUCCAGAGAGGGCCAGUCCUUCAGCGUCACGGCCUCCAGUCAGUGGGUGCAAGAAGCCGAGUGGACCGAGUGGCUGAGCAGAGACGACCAGCGAGGUUCUGGAGACUGGGAGAAGCUGUCGGACCUCCUCAAGGCCUUCCCCCAACGUCUGUGCUCCAACCCCCUGGACAUACAGGCUGAGACCACAGAGGGAGUCCCGGCUGAGCAGAGUGGAGACAUCAUCCAUAAGAAGGACAAGGACUAUGGCUUCGUUUGCCUCAACAAGGACCAGCCUCAUGGGACGUGCCAUGACUACAGCGUCCGCUUCCUCUGCAGAAAACUCGUGCGCCCCCAGGCCUACAUUUCCAUCGACUCCCAGUCCAACAGCAGUGUCCUGGAGCUGGCAGACCCCCCUCAGGGCUGGGGGCCUGGGGACCGUAUCGUGGUAGCCAGUACGGACUACUCCAUGCACCAGGCCGAGGAGUUCACAGUUCUGCCCUGCCCCAGCUGCACUGGCAACCAGAUCAGAGUGGCAGGCAGCGCACGCUUCCUCCACGUGGGCGAGUGGAUGGACGGCGUGGACAUGAGGGCUGAGGUGGGCCUUCUGACCCGGAACAUCCUGCUGAGAGGAGAGAUGCAGCCGCGGUGCUACGAGGAGGGCGCCUGCAAACACUUCGGCUUCGACACCUUCGGGGGACACCUGAAGGUGGAGAGGGGCUUCAGGGCCAUGCAUGUGUCUGGGGUGGAGCUCCAGCACAUGGGGCAGCAGACCAUGGGACACUACCCCAUCCACUUCCACAUGAACGGAGACGUGGACGAGAAAGGAGGCUACCACCCCCCCACCUCCAUUCAGCACGUGUCCAUCCACCACGCCUUCUCCCGCUGUGUCACCAUCCACGGCACCAACGGCCUCCUGGUGAAGGACGUGGUGGGCUAUGACACUCUGGGACAUUGCUUCUUCACGGAGGACGGCCCUGAGGAGAGGAACACGUUUGACCAUUGCCUCGGCCUCAUGGUGCGGGCUGGGACCCUCCUACCCUCUGACCGGGACGGGAAGAUGUGUCGCGACAUCACAGAGGACGCCUAUCCCGGCUAUGUGGCCAAUCCCCGUCAGGACUGCAGUGCCACGUCCACUUUCUGGAUGGCCAACCCCAACAACAACCUGAUCAACUGCUCCGCUGCAGGCUCCGAGGAGACUGGCUUCUGGUUCAUCUUCCACCACGUGCCCACAGGCCCUUCAGAAGGCAUGUACUCCCCCGGACACACCGAGCACACCCCCAUGGGCCUAUUCAUCAACAAUCGAGCACACUCCAAUAACCGGGCCGGGAUGAUCCUGGACCAUGGAGUGAAGACCACCAAAGCCAACAACAAGGACAAGCGGCCGUACCUGUCUCUGGUGGCCUCCAGGUAUAGCCCCCACCAGGAUGCGGACCCCUUCAAACCUAGGGUCCCCGCCCGGAUCCACCGCUUCAUCGCCUACAAGAACAUGGACCAGGGCGCGUGGCUGCGAGGAGGCGACGUGUGGCUGGACGACUGCCAAUUUGCAGAUAACGCCAUCAGCCUGACUCUGGCAAGUGGCGGCACGUUCCCGGAUGACGACGGCUCGCACCAACAGGUCAUAAACUCGUUGUUUGUGGGAGAGAGCGACAACAGAGGAAGCUUCCAGGCUGGUAGCGUGUGGGGCCCCGGGGGCCCGGACAUGAAGGGCCGCUCCCUGCCCCGCGCCCGAGACUUCCCGCUGCGUGGGAUGCAGGUGUACGACGGUCCCAUCCGCGUCCACAACUGCACCUUCCGGAAGUUCAGCGCUCUUGACGGACGCCACACAAGCGCCAUCGGCUUCAGGCUCAACAACUCGUGGCAGAGCUGUCCCACCAACAACGUGUCCCAACUCAGCUUCCAGCAAGUUCCGCUGUCGUCGCGCCUCUUCUUUGGGGAGGUGGGCCCCUGGUUCAGUCUGAUGCAGAGGGAUGGGGACAAGACCACGGUCCUCCACGACACAGAUGGGUCCCUGAGCCAGUACCCGGGCUCCUACCUCGUCAAAGAGGACAACUGGCUCCUGCGCCAUCCUGACUGCAUCGAUGUGCCCGAGUGGAGAGGCGCCAUCUGCAGCGGGCACUACGCACAGAUCUACAUACAGAUCCGAAACCCGGCUGGCCUGCUGCUGCACAUGGUCAGGGACGAGUACCCAGAUCGCCCCCUGACUCUAGAAGGCGCUGUGGCCAAGAAGAAGCACUACCAGCAGUUCCAGCCCGUGGUGACGCUGUAUAAGGGCUACACGCUGCACUGGGACCAGGCUGCCCCUCAGGAGGUCAUCAUAUGGGUCAUCAACUUCAACAAGGACGACUGGAUCAACGUGGGCCUCUGUUAUCCUCGCGGCACCACCUUCACCGUCAUCUCCGACAUCCACGACCGCAACACCAAAGUCACCCGCAAGACAGCCACCUACGCCCCCACCAGCAACCGGGACAAGCUGCAGCACCCACACCCCACCAGGGGCUACUACUACUGGGAGGAGCAGACCGGUCUGCUCUUCCUGAAGGUCCUGGCUCAUAACCACAGAGAGGGCUUCUCCUUCUGCUCUCUUAAAGGCUGUGAACGGAUAAAGAUCACUGCAGUCAUCCCCAGAAACAGUCCACCCAGUAACUGCAUGUCCCGGGCCUACCCCCUGCACUCAGAGCUCCCCCUGGUGGAGCUGCCCAUGCCCCACAAACUGCCUGACAACAAAGUGUCCUCCUCUGACCACUUCCUGGAGAUCCGUAUGGAGUCCUACAACACUCGCUUCUUCCACAUCAAAGACGAUUUUGCUUUCACCGAGGUGAACGGUAAGAAGUGGUACCAAGCCGAGGAUGGCGUGCAGGUGACGGUGGCGAGCGGCCAUGAUGGAAAGGUGGUGGAGAGUACGAGCUUCAAGACGGCCGUCCUCCAGGGCAUCCCCGCUCAGAUCCACAACUACAUCCACCAGCUCCCCGACAAUUCCAUUGUGCUGAUGACCACAAAAGGGCGCUCCGUGACCCGUGGCCCCUGGACUAAAGUUCUACAGACUCUGGGAGCCGACUCCUCUAUCAAACUGCGAGAGAAGUUCAGCUUCAUCGGCUUCAAAGGCCCCUUCGUCCCACACUGGGUUCAUCUGGAGACCGACUCUGAACGAGCCAAGAUCCACCAGGUGCUGCCUGUCCCUGUGUUCCACAUGAAGAAGCUGUGA